Messenger RNA from Caenorhabditis elegans, 1602 nucleotides. RefSeq names its product Fungal lipase-type domain-containing protein (gene F46G10.4). Gene Ontology annotation, biological process: lipid metabolic process. NCBI's taxonomy places the organism in Eukaryota, Metazoa, Nematoda, Chromadorea, Rhabditida, Rhabditidae. The transcript is spliced from 10 exons. The record is from RefSeq and is marked reviewed. Bases 66 to 1076 code for a protein of 336 amino acids.
AAGCGCUUCGUGAUGGCAAAAAUCAAACACAAAGGCAGGCGGACAAGCGGUUAUCAUUUUUGCACAUGGAGCCUGGUAACAAAAGUAUAACUAUCACACCCGUCGUUUAUUUGCUCCUCACAUUCUUUCAUUCAGUAUCCGGGUAUGCGUUGUACAGGGAAGUAGAAGCAGAACAAUUUUUAAAUUUAGCAGCAGCAGCAUAUGCGGACGCCAGCAAUGUAACAGCUCGUCAGUCAUGUCUAGAUUAUGCAUUUCCUACUGAUGAGUUUCAUGUUUUAAUGGUUAUGUCAACGCCGUGUGAUAGGCGUGGUAAUCAAUGUCAAGCAUUCAUUGCAAUUUCGGAUUCAACAAAUCAAGUAAUUAUUUCCUUCCGAGGCACCAAUAGUGGUGGACAGCUAUUAUCCGAGUUCGGUGUUGGUUUGGAAGACUAUGCUGCUUAUACGGAAAUUGACGGUUCAAAUAACACUGUGUCAGUUGGGCACGUAAAUGUGUACUUCUUGGAUGCGAUGAACCAAAUGUGGGAGGAUAUGGUGCAGCCCAGUAUAAAAAAUCGACAGAAUUACACAUUUCUCAUCACCGGGCACUCCCUUGGAGGUGCAAUGGCAACACUAACAGCUUUUCGAAUUGCCUUUCGACAGUUUUCAAGCAGAAUAAAAGUGCACACUUUCGGCGAACCUCGCGUUGGAGAUACCGUUUUUGCGAGUUAUUUUACGGAUAUGGUUCCAUAUGCCUUUCGAGUUGUUCAUAAUACUGACCCGAUUCCUCAUCUUCCACCAUUAAAUGUGGCAAAUGAAGCCGGGCCGGGAAUGCCGUAUCAUCAUCCGAGAGAAAUAUGGUACAACGACGAUUUUUCAAAUUAUGUCAUGUGCAGCGAUGUGAAUGGGGAGGACUGGAGUUGCAGUGACAAAAAACGAUUUUGGAAUUAUGGUAGUAAGGGAGCCUACCGUCAUACCCAUUACUUCAAUCACUUUGUUUCCGAGUACGGCGCUCUUGGAUGCAAUUCCACGCCACACAAACAAACGAUAUUGCUUUCAAUUUUUGUGCCAAUCUUUGCCAUUUUCUCAUUCUACUUGUAGUUUGAUUUAUUUUCACCUAUUAAAGGUGGUGCAUUCGAUUUUUUUAUUGCUUCAUUAGAUUCAAAAUUGUCUGAAAACACGGAAUAUCAUAAUGAAACUUCUUGAAAACUUUUCAAAAAAAAAGUUAUAACGGCUUCGAAACUGGCCUAGAUUUAGUUAAAAUUUGAAAUUUGACCGACUUGUCAUUGUCAUCUCUUUUGUCCAUCAACUAUAAAAUACCUAAAUGAAGUUGAAAACACAAGAUAAUUGCACUGCAUGCCCAAAAUUUGAAGAUGAUUUCAAAAAAAAAUAGUUCCAGCUGCUGCGACAUUGACAAGUCGGUCAAAUUUUAAAUUUUAACUAAUUUUAGACCAUUUAUUUUGAGCCGUCAUAACUUUUUUUUGAAAUGUUGUCAAGAAGUUUCAUUAUGAAAUUCGGCGUUUUCAGAGAAUUUUAAUUCUAAUAAAGCAAUGAAAAAAUUUGACUACACCACCUUUAAACUGUUUGAAUAAAAGGAAAAAUACAUUAAUUUUCAAUUUUCCUUAUA